GGAAACUGAGAAUUGUAUUGGCUUAUUUUGUUUCUUCUCCUCCCAAGGGAGAGAAAAAUCGCAAGAAAUAAUAAGAAUUUGGCUGUCAUCUAACUGGAGUUGAUCGAGUCCCUUCUUCCCAAAUCAAAUUUGGAAGAACCCUUUAAACCCAGUCAUGGAUUUAGACUUGGAAUCAAUGGCAUCGGCGAUCGGGGUAUCAAUUCCAGUUUUACGAUUUUUACUCUGCUUUGUAGCGACGAUUCCAGUGAGUUUUAUGCACCGCCUCGCGCCUGGUAGUCUCGGUAAACAUUUGUAUGCUGCUUUGACUGGGGCUUUCUUGUCAUACCUAUCAUUUGGGUUCUCUUCAAAUCUUCACUUUUUGGUGCCUAUGUUAUUGGGUUACGCUUCCAUGGUUCUGUUUCGCUCUCACUGUGGAAUCUUGGUUUUCCUUUUGGGUUUCGGUUAUCUCAUUGGCUGCCAUGUUUAUUACAUGAGUGGAGAUGCAUGGAAGGAAGGAGGCAUUGAUGCUACUGGGGCCUUAAUGGUGUUAACACUGAAAGUCAUAUCAUGCGCGAUAAAUUACAAAGAUGGAUUACUAAAAGAGGAAGAGUUACAGGGAUCACAGAAGAAAAACCGUCUGAUUAAACUGCCGUCUUUGAUUGAGUACUUUGGUUAUUGCCUCUGCUGUGGUAGCCACUUUGCCGGUCCUGUUUAUGAAAUGAAGGACUAUCUUGAAUGGACUGAAAGGAAGGGGAUAUGGGCUGGCACAGAGAAAGGACCCUCACCAUCACCUUUUGGGGCAACAAUUCGAGCUAUCCUUCAAGCUGCUAUUUGCAUGGUCAUUCAUUUAUACUUGGUGCCCCACUAUCCUUUAUCCCGGUUCACUGAUCCUGUGUACCAAGAAUGGGGCUUCUGGAAACGAUUAACUUAUCAGUAUAUGUCAGGUUUAACAGCACGUUGGAAAUACUACUUCAUCUGGUCAAUUUCCGAGGCCUCCAUUAUUAUCUCUGGAUUGGGUUUCAGUGGUUGGACAGAUACUUCUCCACCAAAGCCACAGUGGGAUCGCGCUAGAAACGUUGACAUUCUAGGUGUUGAGUUUGCAAAGAGUGCAGCUGAGUUGCCACUUGUGUGGAACAUACAAGUCAGCACAUGGCUUCGCCACUAUGUUUAUGAUCGACUUGUUCCAAAGGGAAAGAAAGCUGGUUUCCUUCAGUUGUUGGCCACUCAGACUACCAGUGCUGUUUGGCAUGGAUUAUAUCCUGGAUACAUUAUAUUCUUUGUCCAGUCAGCAUUAAUGAUUGCAGGUUCGAAAGUCAUAUACAGAUGGCAACAAGCUAUACCUUCAAAUAAGGCUCUUGAAAAGAAGAUACUAGUGUUUAUGAACUUUGCUUACACAGUUUUGGUUCUAAAUUACUCCUGUGUUGGUUUCAUGGUUUUAAGCUUGCAUGAAACGAUUGCAGCAUAUGGAAGUGUAUAUUUUAUUGGCACCAUAGUGCCCGUUGUAUUUUUCCUCCUUGGCUUCAUUAUUAAACCAGCAAGGCCUUCCAGGUCUAAAACACGGAAGGAUGAGUGAGGUAGAAACUGUUUUUCUUCUCCUUCGGGUGCUUGAAAUUGGAUGAAGAGAAUGGAAGAUGGCUACUGGUUUCCUGUAGCCGUUGAUGUGUAACAUUUCUUUUUUGAGUUCAGAAAUUACUGGUGUCCGAAUUUUAAGAGUAAUCAAGUUUUCCUCAGUUUCAAUUUGC
This is a messenger RNA of Ricinus communis (castor bean), 1721 nucleotides long. Its product is annotated as lysophospholipid acyltransferase 1. Gene Ontology annotation, cellular component: membrane; endoplasmic reticulum. Lineage: Eukaryota; Viridiplantae; Streptophyta; Magnoliopsida; Malpighiales; Euphorbiaceae. Gene Ontology annotation, molecular function: acyltransferase activity. Gene Ontology annotation, biological process: phospholipid biosynthetic process; lipid modification; triglyceride biosynthetic process. The record is from RefSeq and is marked provisional.